Anopheles nili is the source of this 1263-nucleotide messenger RNA. Its product is annotated as ELAV-like protein 4. Gene Ontology annotation, molecular function: RNA binding. The record is from RefSeq and is a predicted model, not a curated record. The coding region runs from base 1 to 1263 and encodes 420 amino acids. The transcript is spliced from 2 exons. NCBI's taxonomy places the organism in Eukaryota, Metazoa, Arthropoda, Insecta, Diptera, Culicidae.
AUGGGUGAUAUUUUAUGGCCAGCAGCAAUGAACGAACCGUCGACUUCUCAGCCACAAGUUCCUCGUCUAACUGAAAAUGAUCAACUGUUCGAAGAGUUGUUGGAAAACAUCGUGUACGUAGGAAACCUGCCAAAAGAAAUCGUUCUAACGGAUCUGAUCGAGCUGUUCAAGUAUGCCGGCCGCAUCGAACGCGUCGCCUGGUACGGGGAACAUCGAACCGACAUCAACACGAAGGUUGCCUUCAUACGCUUUCGACACUCGCGGCACGCGAAAGAAGCCGCAAAAUGGGACAGGAUACGCUACCACGACUCGAUACUUAUCGUAAUGCAGAUAUUCAAGGACCAAUGGUUCGACAUGACCGUGUCGAUAAUGGUGCGAAACAUUCGCGAUGACACGACCGACUGGCAGUUGUAUGAAGCUUUCCGUAGAUUCGGAAAAAUCUACGGCAUACUCAUACCGACCCACGGUACUGCGUACGUGGGAUUUUACUACGAGGGCGAGACACAAUGCGCCCUCGAAAUGAACAACAACAUGUUCAACGGGAACCGGAUGCGAGUGGAGAUGCUGCGGCGAAAUUUGCCCCUGCAACAGAUCGACAUAUUCGAUAUCUCGAAGAAUGAGGUACGACUCCUGCGCGACAUGUUGCUGGAGGUGGACGAAAAGCUGGAACAGUUUUACUCGGCGUACGACGAGGCGUUCAACUACUCCUCCAAAGACUACCGUCGAUGGAAGCGGAAGCGACGCCGCGUGACGCCGCUGCUGAGUGACUCGAGUUCGUCAUCGGAGAGUAGCUCGUCGUCCGUGUCGGACAUCUCAAACCGCAGUGCAACCGAGGUGCGGCGCAUUCUGUGCGGGUCGAACGAAGAAAACCGCUGCCUUGGCAUCUUCGGCAUGAAUCCCGAUACGACGGAAAAAACGCUCAUGAAGCUGUUCUCCCGCUACGGUGCCGUUAAGGACAUUAAGCUUAUCUACGACGGCAAGACCAACGUUUCGCGCGGCUACUCGUUUAUCUAUUUCAAGCAUGCCAGCGAUGCCCGUCGGGCGCAGCGCAAGCUCAAUGGCACCAUGCUCGAAGGACGAAAGGUGCGGGUCGAUUUUAGCCGCAGCAAACCGCAUGAGCCCCGCGCCGAUCGACGCAAACGUGCCUCGCCACCCGUCGCUUCGACCAGCGUUGACCGAUGCUGCCACCGCCGGCAUGGAGCGACACAUCACAAGAAGCGCAAAAAGCGUCGGGUAUGCUACUCGUCAUCAGAUUCAGAGUAA